AUGCGGUCAUCUGUAGCCGUCGCCUGUACAACUACAAUAUCGCCGAGGCCAUCAGAACCCAAGCCGCAAUGGAGAAGCAGGCGGUCGAGCCGACUGCUCGCGCGCAUCUUUGUAGGCGCUGCCCUCGUCGCAAGCGACCACCACAACGAGUUCCUCUGCAUGGCCGAGGCGGUCCAGAAGCACUGGCCCUGGGCCCGCCCAAGACCUGCCGCGGCCCGUCAUGAUCGGCCUCGUCAGCGAGCUCUGGGCAAGGCCAUCGACGCCCUGGCCGGCAUCGUGGGACUGUUGUGGACCGCUGGCGUUCAAGAUGCUUUUAUCGAGGACAAGGCCCUCGAAGGCGCAUCUAGAGAUGCUGUGUGCGCCCGUUUUCUCGAGUGGGUCGCCGCCCGUUCCGACGAGCGCGACGGGCCGGGUGCCGCCGCCGCCUUCGGGAUUGGCACCGCCGCGGUCCAGGAAUUCAUUGGAACCUCCGAGGCCAAGUCGUCGUUAUUGACGGGUACUAACGGGCACCACGAUGAGGAUGUUUCUACUGCUGGGCUCACGGGCGUGGAAUCGGAAGAUGAGGAGGAGACCGGCGACGAAGAAUACGAACCCCUCGAAGGAAACACUGCCUGGGACGUUCAACGGGCUGGACUUAUGUCGACGCCGGGUAUCUUAUGGUAUGGUACGAGAACCUGCAUCUUCAAUCAACCGACUGGGAAACGUGGGAAAUUGUUCACGACCGGGAAAGGCCUUCCGCCGAGGGACCCAACCGUUAUCCUGGAGAACCUCUUAUAUUAG
Messenger RNA from Pyricularia pennisetigena, 780 nucleotides. RefSeq lists its product as uncharacterized. Bases 1 to 780 code for a protein of 259 amino acids. The record is from RefSeq and is a predicted model, not a curated record. The transcript has 4 exons. NCBI's taxonomy places the organism in Eukaryota, Fungi, Ascomycota, Sordariomycetes, Magnaporthales, Pyriculariaceae.